Ctenopharyngodon idella (grass carp) is the source of this 7029-nucleotide messenger RNA. RefSeq names its product hypermethylated in cancer 2 (gene hic2). The transcript has 2 exons. Gene Ontology annotation, molecular function: RNA polymerase II cis-regulatory region sequence-specific DNA binding; protein binding; DNA-binding transcription factor activity, RNA polymerase II-specific. NCBI's taxonomy places the organism in Eukaryota, Metazoa, Chordata, Actinopteri, Cypriniformes, Xenocyprididae. The record is from RefSeq and is a predicted model, not a curated record. The coding region runs from base 292 to 1977 and encodes 561 amino acids. Gene Ontology annotation, cellular component: nucleus. Gene Ontology annotation, biological process: regulation of transcription by RNA polymerase II.
AUCUGGCAGCAGCAGUGGCAGGUCAUGGCACGUUACACCAUUUCAGCAGCCUUGGGCUGUUUAGGCAAAUGAGAGUGUGUGGCUGGCAGAGGCAGGGCAUUUACCCUCUCUCUCCCCCUCUCUUUACUGCCUCUUAUUCAAAUUUGGGUCAGGGGUGAGGAUUUCUCACGUCACACAAGCUUGCAGGCAAGAUGGCGCUCGGAAAGCUGUGAGAUGUGAAAACAGAAUGACUGUUUGAAGAGCUUCUGUCGAUGCUUUAAGGUUUCAUAGGUGAAGAAAAAGAAGUUGGAAAUGGAAUUGCCAAAUCAUGCCAAACAAUUGCUGCUGCAGCUAAACCAACAAAGAGCCAAAGGUUAUCUGUGUGAUGUGAUCAUAGUAGUAGAAAAUGCCCUUUUUCGGGCACACAAGAACAUCCUGGCAGCCAGCAGUAUCUAUUUCAAAUCCCUUAUCCUUCAUGACAACUUGAUUAACCUCGAUACGGACAUGGUCAACCCGUCGGUUUUCCGGCAGGUUCUAGACUUCAUUUACACUGGCAAGCUUUUGUCGUCUGAUCAGUUCAGUGACCACAAUUUCAAUGCCCUUCUAACGGCAGCAAGCUACCUCCAACUUCACGACUUGGCUGCUCUCUGCAGGAAGAAGCUCAAGCGUAAUGGGAGAUCCCUUCUUAAUAAACCCACCACCCCUACCAAUGGAAGAACUUCUAGGAACCAAAGGCUGUCCUCUACACCUGUAACUCCAAACCAAAUGUCAGGGUUAAAAGACAGUGAGAAGACAAAGAGGCAUGAGGAACUACUCAAAGAUGACUUGUCUGAGGACGAGAUGUUUGCGAGAAACGCCCACUGUGCCACCUCGGUGAAUUCGCUCAGUCCCUCAACGAGUAAAAACGGAAGCAACGGCAGUUGUGGCAUGCAAGAACUUGGCCUAGACCUUUCCAAGAAAAGCCCCUCAGGGAGCACAGCCACUGAAGAAGUCAGUCCCAGCAGCAUCCCACAAGAAUCACCUCAGUCUGCCUCAGAAUCCACAGCCAACAGUGCCUCAUUUGAUGAGAACACCAACACGCCAAACCUCACCGCUGGAGAGCCCAUGGAGCUGGGUGGAGGAGAAUGCGAUGAGAGCCAACCACCUCCAGAAGUUGACCAGCAUAAAAGCUCCCGGCAGGUUGCCCGGCAGAGGCGGCAAACCAAGAGUGAAGGCAAAAAGGUCGAAGAUGCGGAACGUGGAAGUUUACCCAACGGAGUCGCCAAAAGAUUGAACGUGGCUGGGGAGAGGCUCCCUGGUGGAGGAAAAGGCAACUCCGAAGUAUCCUACCAGUGUAAAGAUGAAGAGGAAGGUUUAGAGAAUGGACAGGAGCAAAGUGAAGAGAGCGGACAGAGCGAGAGCGAAGGUGGGCGGAAUAGCACCAAUUACGUCUACCGCCAAGAAGGCUUUGAGCCUGCACUUGGUGACAACCUUUAUGUUUGCAUUCCCUGUGGUAAAGGCUUCCCGAGCUCUGAGGAGCUGAACGCCCAUGUGGAGACCCAUACAGAGGAAGAAUUGUACAUCAAAGAGGAGGAUGAUGAUUCUUAUCCAAAGGAAGAUGAAGUAGAAGCAGAAGACUUGUCUUCGCAAAUAACCCAUGUCCACGGCCCCGAGUCGCGUCGCUUCAGCUGCUCGGUCUGCAACAAGACCUACAAAGAUCCGGCCACUCUUCGUCAACACGAGAAGACCCACUGGCUCACCCGUCCCUUCCCCUGCAACAUCUGCGGCAAGAUGUUCACCCAACGCGGCACCAUGACGCGCCACAUGCGUAGCCACCUGGGGCUGAAGCCCUUUGCCUGCGAGGAGUGCGGCAUGCGCUUUACCCGCCAGUACCGGCUCACGGAGCACAUGCGGGUUCACUCAGGUGAGAAGCCGUACGAAUGUCAGCUAUGUGGAGGCAAAUUUACCCAGCAGCGUAACCUCAUUAGCCACCUACGAAUGCAUACCUCCCCAUCAUAAGCCAAAGACACCUUGAACAGGAGACCCUCAGCAAAAAGAGUUAAUGCACACCUCUUCCUUUUGAAGUACACUGCAAGGAGCCGAUAACCCAAAGCGGGAUUCUCUUCUGCUAUAAAUUACAGGAGGAGCCUUUCAAACAAUGAGCCCCAACAAUGGAAAGAAUAAACCAAUUGGUAUGAGUUUAUGGGCUUAUGCUUUUUUUUUUUUUUUUUUCUUUUUGAAUAUUGCUGUGAAUGUAAAAAAAUGGGUACUAAUGUUGUUGUAUGAUUUCUUGGGAUAUUGUGACCACUCUCAACCACUGCAAUCCAUGCUUUGGUUUUACGAUUAUCUUGAGUCCAUGUGGUCUGUCUGAUAUUCCUUCUUUCCAUUCUUGGUCCUUGAUAAAAGUAUCACUCUCGAGAGUUCUGGUGGUAUAGUCUAUGUAAAACUCUCAGCAAGGUUUGGGCUUGUAAUGACCAAGUUAUUCUAUAUACAAAGGUUAAAUUCUUUGAAGGGUCUCAAAGAUAGUGUUGUCAGACAUGCAAGAUGGCUUGUCUGUCAUCAUUUAUGUGGUGUUUCAUAAAAGCUUUGUGCAUCCAACCAAACAUUUCCCAGUAUACCUACUCUGCACAUCACAUCCAUUGGCUUUAUUCUAGGUGUAGCUGGAAAACAGGGUCUUUGAUAAGUUUUAUACUGUGGUUGAUUCGGUUAUCAGAUUUAGCACGGAAAUACCCUAAUGUACCCUGCUCCUACAUCUGGAUGCAAGCCAAUGGCAAAGUGGUGACGAGAGGCCAUGGGUGUCCUUUGUCGUUUACUCGUAUAGUAUAUAGGGGGUUUACUCUCAAAGAAAAGCCAAACUUAAAGGUACUUGUUUUUAGAUUUCUUUAGAUAACUUAUUGAUAUGCUUCUGUGAAUGUUUUAACUGGAAAUUCUUUCCUUUAUUUCUUUUGGGAUCAGAGAGGGUUGGGUUGGUUUGGGUGAUGGGUUGGGCAGGGUUCAUUUUAUUGAUGUUGAACUUCUGUCGGUACUGUUUUUCACUUUUUUUUGAUUUACGUUUUUUUCCCUUCACUGAACAAGGCAAGUCCAUAUGGACUUGUCUCAUUGCUACCUCUUAAUUAAGAACAAUACAUUCAUUGGAACUAUGGAGGUCUCUGAAUAUAGAUGUAUAAAGUUUGCUGAGGCUUUCAAAGUAGUUGUCACCUGCCCAUCAACAAAGGUUUUAAGUUUUAAAAGCAUUAUUGUAGAGAAUAGCUUCUUUGGGCGCAUGUAUUUAAGGUAUUGAGAGUUUUAUGUCAGAGAAAUCCAAAGAUAAAUUUAAUAUUGGGGGAGAAUGGCUUACCAACAAAUGUUUCCUGUAGAAUAUCCCUACCAAAGGUUUUAGAUUGCAUUGCAAGAGGUAAGGAUGUACUUUUGUCUUUUAGUUCUUGAUGAAGAGCAAUGUAGAGGGAUGUUAGUUUGUACUUGACAUUUUACUAAAAACCAAUGAACUUCUGUCUUCUGGUGGAUGGUGGGCCACUUUGCUUUCCGUUUUUUGAAGUUUACAGUUAGUUUCUCAAGAGUGUCUUUUGGUUUCUUACUUUGUCUGCAGAGAGACUUUGAAGAACUUCAGAAGGACUAAUUUGUUUUAGUUCAGAGCAAGAAAAAACUGUAAGAGAGCAUUACGAGUGUUGUAGGUUUUUGUGUUACAUGUCGACCAUACUUGGAAAGCUUACUGAAUGAGGAGGAAUUGAUGCACUGGAUUGCUUAUUAGCCAUCAGCCCCAAAUAAAACCUUGUUCCAAAACGAUGCUAAGUUAUGUGGCGUCGCUUAAAAAACCAUCAUCAUUUAUUCAUUCGAGGUAUAGGUAUUAUGUAAAGUGUGCAUGUUGAAAAUUUAUGGUUAUUCCAAAUGCUGGUAAUUGUGUCGGGUGAAUGUUACAUGGUCAGUGUUGGUGCAAACGCUGAUGGAUGUAUUUAUAGUUCAGUGCUGAAUUCUUUGCUGCCAUCAUCAUUUCAUAACUCGGUUACAGAUUAAUUAUUUCGCCAAUCCCAGUGUAUCACAUUCCAUGAGUAAUUUUUAGCCUUCUUAAUGUAAAAGUCUUAAUGGCAUUCCUUUUUUGGGUGGGAUAUUUGUUUCUGGUUCUUUCUCCAAAGUCUUGUGUUUGUGCUUGCUAAUGAUGAACUUUGGGGUGCAGCUAUAGUCGUGUUAAUGGAGCAAUGUUUACAGAUGUCUUUUUUUCCUGGAAUCCUUUUGGUCUUUAAUUUGCCUGCUCAAACUUUGGAGACGUUUAUAAUUUCUCUAUAAACUCAUUCCAACUCAAUAUUCAUGUCUUUGCACCAAAGCUAACCCAAAUAGCCAGUUACAUAUGAAUGCAAGACAGUCACCAAAAAGUCUUAUUUUCAAAUUUGUGCAUAUCUUGGAUGUUAAAAUUUGUUUUGUUACAGUAUAAGUGUGCUCUGGUGUUGAUACACAUCUCAACUCAGGGAGACUUUUUAAAUAUUUUUUGAUGAUGUUGUCAGUUGUACUGAAAUGGAUUCCAGGAAGAAGUUCCCACUGAUAUCUUGCUAAUUUACAAGCACUUCAUUUGAAUACCAUCAAAGAACCGAUGUCUUGGGUGAUACUAGGCUCUGUUGUCGAUUCCAGCGUUUGAGACUAUAGCUGAGAGAACUGGAAGAGCAGAAAAAGGAUGACAAAAAGUUUCAAACUGUGACAAUAAUAUUUCUACUUCAAAACUUCAGGGAUAGUUCUGCAUAUUUUGAAAUGCGGAGCUUUCGACUACAUUUGUAAGACUGUGUCAAUACUGUGUCAAUUUCUGUAUUUUAUUGAUGAAAAGCAAAACACUAGUUUCCUACGAAAUAGAUUUUAUGAGUGUGUUCCCAUUUCAAAACGCCUUCAAAAAAAAAAACAAACAAAAACAAAGCCAGAGAUGUACAUGGAAGAGUUUUACUUUUAAGUUCCAGAGGGUUUUUGAACAAAAAAAGAGAAAAAAAAAAAACAGAAAAAAAAAAAGCAUUCUAGUAAGCGCGAACUGUAUAAACUAAUAAGAUGAAAGCUCAUACCCAAAAUUUCAGACUAUUUUCUAAACCAAAGCACAUUUUGAAUGAUUGAUUGACAGCUUGUCUGACAUUAAAUAUACUUGUGUAUAAUAUCUCAUUGUUUACAUAAACUCUUUACAGUCAUAGACCUCAGGUGAGGGGAGGCCAGUUUGAACCUGCUUCUGUGUAUGUCACCAUCUUUAAACGAAAGCAAACCGAAUCGUAACCGUGUGUCUUACCCUGUGAACAUAGCCGCAUGCUUUUGAUUUCGGUCGGCUGCUACAUUUGAUUUGCGAUUUUUGGCCCUUUAAGACGUGCCGAGACAUCCCUUAUGAAAAUCAUAUUGUCGUUGACAUGAUUAUUUUUAUGAAUCUGCUGCUUUUUUGUUUGUUUUUUUUUGUUUUUUGUUUUUUUAAAUAUGUAAAUACGCAUGAAUAAAAGUACAUACACAUUUACCUCAAAGUAACUUUUUAGGACUUGCUGCAUAUCUAUAUAUAUAUAUAAAUAUAAAUAUAUUUUAUUUUUUAAGGGUUUUUUUUUUUUUUUCUUUUUUUUUUUUUUUUUAGUCAUCUCUCUUUCUCUUUAUUUUUUUUUAGUUUAUUUUAGUCUAUUGUUUUAAAAAUGUGUUGUAUGUAUUCUGAGUUGCCUGUUUUUUUUCAUUGUCCACAAAAGAAGCAUCUUAAAAACCGACUGGCCUCUCCUCCGUCUACAUUGGUGCAAACACUUACUGACAGUGUUCACUUUUUUAUCAAAUGUCUAUUGUCAGUGAUGAAUGUAUUUAUUUGUUUGAUCCUGUUUUGACUUUUUAAGAGUUUGGGUGAGACGACGUGUCUUCAGGGUCUGAGUUUAUUCUGUUGUAGUAAGCUGAGAGGUAAAUUAAAAAAAAAAAAGAAAAAAAAAAAGACACAAGACAGAUCAUUUUCCAACCUGUGAAGAUGUAGACAUGAGGAAUGUAUUUCUCCAUGAAGUGUCCAUCAUAAAGGAUGUAUCCCACAUCGUUUUUGUAAUUUUUAUCUUACUCAAAGCAUGCACGUGCUCUGGAUCAUGUGUUUUCUGUCACGGACACUUGAAGGCUGUUUGUCGAUUUUAAAUGUUCUCUGUCUGUACGCCUCUGCCCACCGAUACAGGAAGGGACUCUUUAGAAUUGUGUCAAAGGCAUUCAAGGUUGUGUUUUAUGUACCGAAAGCUGCCAUGUUGCUGCGUGCUGUGAUUCAAGGCUGCCGGUCGAUUCCGUUGUUUAUUAUUUACAAAUGCCCAACAGAGCCAAAGGUUUUUCCUAAGAAACGCUCACAUCUCUUCACUUUCUCAUUAGCCAACAGAAUGCAGAUGCAUCUUAUUACUCUCAGAUCACAUAUCUUUUUAAGCUUUAUAAAAUGCACUUUCUAAGUUCUCACUGAGGUCCUUUACGCAAGAUCUAGGCGAUUUCAUCUUAUCAGUUAUUUACAAAUCGCAAAGUUUACUUGUCUAAACAAUUUAUCUCACACUUUUUUGCUGCUAAUGUGUAGUUUUGUCCAAUUCUACAUAUCCCAGAUAGUAUUAUAUGUUGUUUUGUUUUGUUUUUGUCAACAUAACUGGUAAGUGUUAGGCAUUCGUAGGGACCUCAAGUUACCAAACCAACCCAAACAAACUAAACCAAAGCCAGAUUUACAAGCAUGUGCAUAGCAGGUGGGCAUGAUUCCCAUAUGUUUUCACUUAAACGCCAUAUCACGUUUAAAUGCUAGAGCGUUAGUCAUCCUAGCCUGUCCGUAAGCAUUCCAAUAACUUUAUAUGCUGAUUAAAAUUUAUUUUCAGUUCGAAUGAAAGCAGGAUGUCAGAUUAGACAGGAAUUUGGAGGGGGGGAAAAAAAGUCACCAGUAGAAGCAUUAGUUUGGCGCACUUGUGAAGGAAGACAAGUUGCCCUUGACGAUUAUUAGUUGGAAUUACUGUUGCGUGUUUUCGGUCAGCCUUGAACACGGCUCGCGGACAACACGGCGGUUUCGCCUUCCUCAGAGAGCUUGUAUUCAGGUCAGAGCUACAUGCAGCUCAAAUUCUGUCUCAUGUGAAUAAAACAGUGUACAGA